AUGGCUGCCAAUAACGAAGUUAAUGGUGGUCUAAAAAAUCAUUUCGUCGCUUUCCUGGGCGAAUUCGUCGGAACAUUUCUCUUCCUCUUUUUCGCUUAUGGCGGAACACAAACCGCCAAUCAGACAUCUCAAGGAAACGCAUCGAUAGUUGCAAGUCCUGAUAUAAAUCAAUUGCUUUACAUUGCUUUGAUUUUCGGCUUCAGUCUCACCGUCAACGUCUGGAUCUUCUUUCGUGUUAGUGGAGGGCUUUUUAACCCGGCUGUCACAUUAGCUCUUUGCCUUGUAGGUGUGGUGGGUCCUGUCAGAUCUAUUUUCAUAUUCAUAGCCCAGGUUCUUGCCUCUAUCACUGCUGCCGCCGCGGUUCGAGGCCUUCUUCCAGGAGACGCUGUACUCUUUAGUUGUGCACUGGCGUCCGGUACUUCCAUUGCCCAAGGACUCUUCCUUGAGAUGUUCUUCACUAUCGAGCUAGUGUUUACCAUUCUCAUGUUAGCAGCCGAGAAAACUAAAGUCACCUUCGUGGCACCUGUGGGGAUAGGACUCUCGCUCUUUGUUGCGGAGUUGAUGGGCGUUGCUUGGACAGGUGGUGCUUUGAAUCCAGCUAGAGCAUUUGGCGCAGAAGUUAUCGGAGGAUUUAGGGGUUAUCAUUGGAUUUACUGGUUAGGACCUUUCAUGGGGGCAGUUCUCGCAGCGGGCUUCUACAAGGUUAUCAAACAUCUGAACUAUGAACAGGUAAACGGUGAACAAGAUCUUUCCGCUGAAGAGCUACAGUUGAGAGAUGAAAAGAAAGCUCGAAAGAAGGAAGAAAGGCGAAGAAAACAAAAUUUUGCAAAUCUUUUUCAUCAUCAUCAUGCGAAUACCAGGGGCGGAGGAGGAAAUGCUGCAGAUGAUGGAAGGCCCAAUUCAGCACCUUCUUACACAGGGCCUCCAGCUGGGGUCCUAGCAUGGCCGCAUUCAGCAAGUACCAUCAGGGAGAAUGGGGAUUCUUCGAGGUUUGCGGAGGUGGGAAGCCAGGACGGUAUUGUGAUGACACGAGAGCAACCGGCAGAACAGUUCAGGCUAAGCGGAGAGAAAUAUGUUCAGGAUGCUAAUGCCCAGAAUAGAGCCAAAACACCUUGA
Messenger RNA from Botrytis sinoallii, 1116 nucleotides. RefSeq lists its product as uncharacterized. The coding region runs from base 1 to 1116 and encodes 371 amino acids. The record is from RefSeq and is a predicted model, not a curated record. Gene Ontology annotation, biological process: transmembrane transport. Gene Ontology annotation, cellular component: plasma membrane. Gene Ontology annotation, molecular function: water channel activity. Lineage: Eukaryota; Fungi; Ascomycota; Leotiomycetes; Helotiales; Sclerotiniaceae. The transcript has 4 exons.